CACAGAUACUCCUGACCACGAGCUCGGAGCGUGCACGAGCCUUCUUGAGCUGUCCGUGCGCGCGAGAUUAGACUCCCGCGAGCGGCGCACAGGCUCCUCCACGCGCCCGCAGCAGCGGAUGAGAGUGACCCCCGCGGACAGCGCACAUCACCUCCAGCGCACACGCUCCAAACCGUGGAAGCCACUACAGUGAUGCGUCCGAACCGAACGAAACCGAGUUAGGGGCCUACCGAACCCCGCUGGAUGAUAACUUCCAAACUUUCCCGUCGGACCGUGUUUGUAGGCUUCUGUAGGGAGGAUAAGCCACGGAAGGACAGGUGUCACCCCGUCUCCAUCCCCCGCUAGCCUCGUGCGACCCGUCACCUCAGAAUUAGUUUUUAGCAUUGUGUGAGACUUUUGGAGCCAUGUUGUGGACGACGUGGCUGGUCCUGUUGCUCUAUUCGGGGGGCGCACAUGGCGAGGAGCAAGCGGACCAGGAGAGCACCACACCGGGAGUUGUCCUUCUUGAUUCACGCAGACAGCGCUCCUCUUCGCCGGUGCAGCCGCUGGACUUUGGGUUUGUACCGGCAGCUGUGUAUGAUACCCAUGCUUAUUAUGAGCCUGGCGCCAUUGGACUUCUCUUCCACACGGUCCAUGCUUUUCUAUACGCCAUCCAACCUAACAACUUCCCCUCAGAUCUCAUUGUGAAAGUUAUACAGCAAAACAUGGGGGGCAUCAAAUUUGAAGAGUGGAGAAAGCCAGAAAACGUCGUCUUGUUGCUACAGUGGAUCUACUAUGAAGCGGGGUUCUUGAUAUGUGCAGUGAUUGGCCUCCUGUUUGUGGUGCUCAUCCCCAUCAUCGGCACCUGUUUCUGCGUGUGCCGCUGCUGUGAGAACUGUGGAGGCGAGAUGCAUCAGAGGCAGAGGAAGAACGCAGACUGUCAGCGAGGAGUCUACACCGCAUCUCUCAUCGCUACCUCCAUCUUCAUCGUUUUGGGGGUCCUUAUUUCCUACGCUGCCAACCACAACAUCAGCGCCCAGAUCAAGAGCACCCGCCGCUUUAUCAACACUAAUCUGAGAGACUUGAAAACACUGGCUAACAACACCCCUUCGCAAAUUGAAUACUUGACAGCCCAGUACACCACAGCCAAGAACAAAGUGCUUUCAGAUUUGGAUAACAUUGGACCUUUGUUGGGCGGAAGGAUACAGAAUCAGCUGGAAAAGGAUGUGGUACCAUCACUGGAUACAGCUUUGCGCAUGGCAGGAGCCAUGCGUGAAACCAAAGAGGCGCUGGAGAGUGUGGGCUCAUCUCUGGAAGUGCUUCAGGAGGGAACAUCCAAACUCCAGAACAGCCUGUCCGGAGAGCGAGCGUCUCUGUCCAACACUCUGUCUGACCCGGCCUGCACCAACGGAGCCGUGUCCCCCACAUGUAACGCCAUCCGCUCCACGCUAGCUCAACUGGGGGUCAGCGCUGACUUCUCCAAGCUUCCAGAUGUCAACCAUGCCUUGGAUAAUGUCAAUAAUGUCCUCAAAACAGACCUGAGCAACAUUUUACAAAAGGGUUACUCAUCUUUUAAUGACACUCCCAAACUGGUUAAAGAACAAACUAGAAAUAUUGUUGCAGGAGUGAAAGGCAUGCUGGAUAAGACUGGCUCAGAGAUCACCAAUUUCGCCAAAAUGUACCCAGUAGAAGCCUCUUUGACGAAUUUCACUAUUUUCCUCAGUCAAGGCCAGAAAAAUAUUGAAGCAUAUUACCCACAGAUAGAUCAGAUGGACUUUUACAGGUGGAUUGGCUGUGUGGUGAUUCUGUGCAUGGUGGUCCUGGUCCUGGCCUUCAAUCUCCUGGGUCUGCUGUGUGGCACCUGUGGUUAUGACAAACAGGCCACGCCCACCACCCGUGGCUGCCUUUCCAAUACCGGGGGCAACCUACUCAUGGCUGGGGUAGGCUUCUCCUUCCUCUUUUCUUGGGUGCUUAUGGCCUUGGUAAUGACCCUGUUUGUUGUCGGUGGCAACGUGGAGAAGAUGCUAUGUGAGCCUCUGGCCAACAGGCAGAUAUUCAAGAUCAUUGACACUCCAUUCCUGGUUCAUCCGGCAAAGAAGAACUUUCUUCCAGGGAUGCUCUUCCAAAAUCCCAACAUAGACUUGACUAUUGGAAGCAUGUACAGAGAAUGCUAUGAAAACAAUGGCCUGUACCAUGCUCUGCAACUAGAAACAUUGUUCAAUGUCAACUCCUUCUUCAACAGAACUGUGUACAACAAGGACCUCUCAAAACUCUUGGAAGGUGUGCAGGUGGAUCUGCAAGACGUCUCACUGCUGGAGCAGGCUGGCAGAGACAACCUCAUCAACUUUGCCAACGCAGGACUUGGACACAUCGACUACCAGGCGUACCUGGCCGAGCUAAACAAAGGGGUCACUCUCGUGGAUUUGCUAUCAUUUUCUGCAGACUUAGAAGCUCAGGCUGACAACCUGCCACGUGGGGCAUUAGAAAAUGCCCUGAAAGGACAUGCGAGCAGUAUUCGACAAAUUCACAGAGAGCAGGUCCUUCCACUGGAGCAAGCCAUGAGUACAAUGAGUCAGAGUAUCAAACAGCUGCAGAGGACGUCCACUGAGCUUCCUGUAAAGGUCAACAAUAUCCUGAGUGCUAUUGAUGCAGCAGAGUACCUGAUCACACACAACGCCUCCCAUGUAGUCAAACAGGAAACAAAAGCCUACACAGACAGUCUCAUAGGAUACUUCAAACAGUACACAAACUGGGUAAAAAACUCUCUGAUUGCAGAGGUGGCGCAGUGUAAGCCCAUCAGUAACAUUGUGGACAGUCUGGAGAUAGUAACGUGCAGCUUCAUUAUCGACUCUGUGAACACCUUCUGGUUUGGUUUGGGAGGCUGUUGCAUCCUGCUUAUUCCCAGUAUUAUCUUCUCUGUGAAAUUGGCCAAAUACUACAGAAGAAUGGACACAGAGGAUGUCUUUGAAGACUGCUCCCCUUAUUUUGACACUAUGAGCCGGUUCCCUCGUGCCUCUGCUCCACCUUGUUACCCCGACUGGUGAUGCAAAGGAACAUUCUCCCCCAGCAGGAAGUGGCCAGGAAAAUUGGAACUGAAUAUGAAAUGACAAAAGGGAAAUCUCUAUCAUAAACUAUGGGGAUUCUUGAUCUCUACUGACUCUUCAAGCCAUUUGACAAAAAUCUGUGAUACAAGCCAAGUGUUGUUAACCAAACACUAUCUUCAUACAACAGUAGUAGUCUUUAUCUUUAUUUAGUUUUUACAUUAUGAACUGUCAGAGCAUUGUGGCUCUGUGUGGAUAGAUGUUUCUGUUGUAACUACAUCAGUUGAACUUGCAAAAACAAUGUACAUUUUUUACGCUUUCAGGUACUGAAAGUUUUAUAUAUUUUGUCAAUAUGUGUUUUUAUAAGUGAGUGAGUUUUUAGUUCUAGUUACUUUUCAUUGUUGUCUAUUGUCUGUUGUCCACACCCACCCUGUAAAUACAGUAGUUCGUAGUUACAUUGACCAGGUAGCCAUUUCAUUCAUUGGAAAGGAGCAACAUUUCCACUCUUUUUAAAGAUCUUUUAAAACUGUAUUCUCCUGGUCUAUGCCACUGUAAGUAAAAUGGUACCGGAUAUUUUUUUGUGUGAGACUGAUCAUGACUAUUUGGGAAAAAAAAAAAUUGUAAUUGGUGCAUUCAUUUUUAUGUGCUAAUGGUCUCUUUUGAUUUUAGAGACCAAACUAAGACAAAAACAAUACUGUGAAUUUGCAACAAACGUGAAUAAA
Molecule: messenger RNA, 3742 nt
Organism: Boleophthalmus pectinirostris (great blue-spotted mudskipper)
Lineage: Eukaryota; Metazoa; Chordata; Actinopteri; Gobiiformes; Gobiidae
Gene: prom1b
Product: prominin 1 b
Exons: 26
Coding region: 405-3023 (872 amino acids)
Cellular component (GO): cell surface; apical plasma membrane; prominosome
Molecular function (GO): cholesterol binding
Source: RefSeq, a predicted model, not a curated record